This is a messenger RNA of Serinus canaria (Common canary), 2398 nucleotides long. RefSeq names its product kinesin family member 9 (gene KIF9). Gene Ontology annotation, molecular function: microtubule motor activity; ATP binding; microtubule binding. Gene Ontology annotation, biological process: microtubule-based movement. Bases 25 to 2265 code for a protein of 746 amino acids. The record is from RefSeq and is a predicted model, not a curated record. NCBI's taxonomy places the organism in Eukaryota, Metazoa, Chordata, Aves, Passeriformes, Fringillidae. The transcript has 20 exons.
GAGAAACCGGAAGUGGACGCUGCCAUGGCGACCCCGGACGCCACGCCGGAAUCGACUGCAGAGGGGUCGCAGGAGGAAGAGGAGCAGGAGAGCUCUCAGGGGCAGGAAAAGAGUGCAGGUUCUGCAUCCAAGGCAGAAAAUGAACAAGAGGAGCCGGAGCAGAAGCACAGCCAGGGCCCAGAGCAGGGGAGAAAGGAGAAGGAUGAGGACCAGGAGAGCAUCAUCUCCUCACUGCUCUGUGACAGAGAGCACGAGGGUGACAGCCCCAGAGCACCAAGGCGAGCCCUGGCGUUCGUGCGGGUCAGGCCAACUGCUCACUUUGCCCAAGACAUGAUCAGGCUGGGGGCAGACACCAAGAGCAUCGAUAUCUACAUCCAGAAGAGUCCCAGGGGAGGAGUUGUGAAUAACUCUCAGACUGACUGGUCCUUCAAGCUGGAUGGAGUCCUGCACAACACUUCCCAGGAGAUGGUUUAUGAGACUGUGGCAAAGGACUUGGUGUGCAAAGCUCUGCAGGGCUACAACGGCACCAUCAUGUGCUAUGGGCAAACUGGAGCUGGCAAAACCUACACCAUGACAGGAGCAGCCUCUGAGUACAGGAACAGAGGGAUCAUCCCCAGAGCUAUCCAGCAGGUCUUCAAAUCAGCUGCAUCAUUCCUCAACAUCCUGGUGACUGUCCGAAUUUCCUACCUGGAGAUCUACAACGAGGCCCUGUUUGACCUCCUGGCGCCGGCGCUGGGCCGGGGCUGCAAGGACACCCAGCUGGCUGUCAUGGAUGGUCCCCAGGGGGUCUAUGUCAAGGGGCUCUCCAUCCACCCUGUCAGCCACGAGGAGGAGGCUCUGCAUCUCCUUUUUGAGGGUGAGACCAACAGAGUGAUAGGAGAGCACAGCCUGAAUAAGAAUUCCUCCAGAUCCCACUGUAUCUUCACCAUGUACAUCGAGUGUCGUUCCAGAGAUUACACAAAUCACAAAUGCCUUAAAUCUAAAAUCACCUUAAUUGACCUGGCAGGGUCUGAGAGGCUGAGCAAGACUGGGUCCGAGGGCCAGGUGAGGGUGGAGGCCUCCUACAUCAACAAGUCCCUGUCCUUCCUGGAGCAGCUGAUCAUCGCCCUGGCCGAUCCCAAGAGGGAGCACAUCCCCUUCAGGCAGAGCAAACUCACCCACGUCCUCAAGGACUCGCUGGGGGGAGGCUGCAACACUGUCCUGGUGACAAACAUCUUUGGGGAGGCCGAGCACGUGGAAGAGACGCUGUCCUCCCUCCGCUUUGCCACCAGGAUGAACUGGGUGACGGCUGAGCCUGUCCCCAACGAGCCCUUCUACAGGGAGCCAUCAGUGAAGGCUCUGGAGGAGGAGAUCCAGCUCCUGAAGCAAGAGCUGAUCAUGCAGGUCAACUUGACAAGUCAUUCCUUGAUGACUUACAACCCCCUGACUACAGCUCAGAGAGCAGAAAUCAGAUCCCAAGUCCAGAAAUACCUCAGAGGAGUCAUUGAGGAAAUCGAUAUUGUGAAUGUCAGGCAGAUCCAGGAGGUGUUUAGACAGUUCAAAGUGAUUUUAAGCCAACAGGAGGAAGAGCUGGAGAACAGGCUCUGGAACAAGUACGGGCUGGGAUACGUGGCUGGGGCUGGCCCUGAGUCCAUCUCCAGCUCUGAUCUGCGUCUGGAGGAGGCUGAGGAGGAGGAGGAGGAGGAGGAGGAGGAGGAGGAGAAGAGGAGGAGGAGGAGGGCACGGAAAGCACAGUUGACCAGGACCAGGACUCGGAGGCUGAUGCAGGCACUGUUGAGAUUGGAAUUCCUCCUGCAUCCCCCAUUUCUGAUGGGGAGAAGGAAGCUGAUGAGAAGGAAAGAAUUGGGAGCCCUCCUCCUGAGGCAGGUCAGGAUGAAUCCUCAUCAUCCAAAAGCCCCACCAAGGAUCUGGAAGAGGAAGAGGAAGAAGAAGAGCAAGAAGAAGAAGAACAGGAAGAGAAAGGAGGUGACCGGGACAGUGAUGAAGAGUCCUCAAUCCGAUCUUCAGAGGAUUUCCAGAACCUCAAGCCCCUUCUGUCCAAGCAACAGGCCUUUGAGGUGUUCAAGAAGGAGACUGGACGGGAGAUCCACAGGAUCUUCAGGGACAACAAGAGAAUCCUCAUUGCCAAGAAGAAGGGGAGCCAUUCUGUGGCACAGAGGAUCAACAGCCUCAAGGAGCAGAUGGAGGCAACCAAGGAGGCUCUGGAGGCUCAGAAGAAGAAGCGGAGGCAGGAGGGAGAAUACAUGGAUGAGAAAGGACAGGUGAUCAUUGAUGAGACGGAGUUCUCCCUGAUUGUGAAGCUGAAGGAGCUGAAGGAGGAGCACAGGGCUGGCUUUACUGAGCUGAAGGACCUGAAGGCAGAGAUCCAGUACUGCCAGCACCUCGUGGAUAAGUGCAG